UUUUUAAAAGGGUAGAGUAUUAGUUGAUUUGAUAUUUUCUUUUGGUUGCUUUAAUUAAAUUAAAUAGUAGUGAUGUAAAAAUAGACAAAAUCCCACCUAGUAACGUCCGAUAGAAUUGCUAAGUUGCAAGGGCAGUGGAAUUUCCUAACCUAAUACUCCUCCUGCUCAGUGACUGACCAUUUCUUCAAACACGCAAAAGUGCAAUCAAGAAGAAGAGGAAGAAAGAAGAUGCCGUUGACUGCAACAAUGGUUGGAGCCAUAUUGGGUUUUGGUACCCAGGUGUACUCUAACGCCCUCCGCAAACUACCUAUCAUGCGCCAUCCGUGGGAACAUUUGUUGGGUAUUGGAAUUGGUGUAGUGGCUGUCAAUCAGUUUGUCAAAUGGGAAGUUAAGUGCAAUGAAGAUCUGAACAAAUUGCUCGAAAAAUCUAAGCAUGCCAAUGAACGUCGUUACUUUGAUGAUGGCGAAGAUUAAUACUAUGGGCGGUUUCCAGAGAAUAUGUUGCGAUAGCUAGCAGCUCCAAUGAGUCAAGUUUGCUUAAGCAGUUUUCCUUUUUGUAAGGUUUGCAGUACAUUGAUCUUUGUAUCAGCGAAGAACACGUUGCAAUAAUCAUAUUUUGACUGUCUUGCAAAAUGUGUUUUCUCUAAUAAUUAGACCAUUCAUAGUCUCCUACGACUGUUUGGGAUCA
Molecule: messenger RNA, 688 nt
Organism: Capsicum annuum
Lineage: Eukaryota; Viridiplantae; Streptophyta; Magnoliopsida; Solanales; Solanaceae
Exons: 3
Coding region: 229-474 (81 amino acids)
Source: RefSeq, a predicted model, not a curated record